Molecule: messenger RNA, 2652 nt
Organism: Pimephales promelas (fathead minnow)
Lineage: Eukaryota; Metazoa; Chordata; Actinopteri; Cypriniformes; Leuciscidae
Gene: gper1
Product: G protein-coupled estrogen receptor 1
Biological process (GO): cellular response to estradiol stimulus; G protein-coupled receptor signaling pathway
Cellular component (GO): membrane
Molecular function (GO): nuclear estrogen receptor activity; G protein-coupled receptor activity
Source: RefSeq, a predicted model, not a curated record
GGACGCUGUUGUGAUAUUCUUCUCUGGACGUCUCACUGACAGAAGCGAGUUGUCUUAUAACAGUAGGUGGCGCAGACGGUGGAUCUUGACCUGGUAAAGGGAUUACAAAUCUGCAGAAACUCUACACUGACUGCAUCGCAAGCCCUCGUGAAUAAAGUGUCAAAGUGGUGGUACAUUGGUGGACUAAAAAAAUCAUGCUUACGGACUGGAGGAGAGCAGACUGCACUGGAUCAAACACGUGUAAAGAGCAAAGUGUGCUAAAGAAAAAAAAGAAGCACAGUCCCUAAGGAGAAACUCUUGGUGUUGGUGCAAUGGAUCACACAAGUCCAGGCAGCCUCCAUAGCUGAGAGACUGCCCUGAAAAUGGAGGUCUGCAUCUCUUUCUGGAUGGCAUCUACCAAACUUUGAGGCGUGUUAAGCACCGCUCGUCAUCAGAAUGCAAAUGAAGCAUGAAGGAUCCUCUCUACAAAGUGAACUGGGCACUGACACAAAUGAAGUAUGUAGCACGAUUCAAAGCAUCUAAAUCAGAGACUUGGCCAGUAUGGAAGAGCAGACUACCACUGUGAUAACGAUUUACGUGAAUGGCACUGAGCAGUUCAAUGCUUCGUAUCAAUUCAACCUAACGGAUGUGAACGAAAGCAUAGACACCUACGAGUUUUACGUCAUCGGCCUGUUCCUCUCCUGCCUGUACACCAUAUUCCUGUUCCCCAUCGGCUUCAUCGGGAACAUCCUCAUUUUGGUGGUCAACCUCAACCACAGGGACAAGAUGACCAUCCCUGAUCUGUACUUCGUCAACCUGGCCGUGGCGGACCUCAUUCUAGUGGCGGACUCGCUCAUCGAGGUCUUCAAUCUCAACGAGAAGUACUACGACUAUGCCGUCCUCUGUACCUUCAUGUCGCUUUUCCUCCAGGUGAACAUGUACAGCAGCAUCUUCUUCCUGACAUGGAUGAGUUUCGACCGCUACGUCGCUCUCGCCAGCUCCGUUAGCAGCAGUCCGCUGCGAACUAUGCAGCACGCCAAACUCAGCUGCAGCCUCAUCUGGAUGGCCUCCAUCUUGGCGACUCUGCUUCCCUUCACCAUCGUGCAGACGCAACACACCGGCGAGGUGCACUUCUGCUUCGCCAACGUCUUCGAGAUCCAGUGGCUGGAGGUGACGAUUGGAUUCCUGGUGCCCUUCUCAAUCAUUGGCCUGUGCUACUCCCUAAUCGUCCGCAUCCUCAUGCGCGCCCAGAAGCACAAGGGACUGUGGCCUCGCCGGCAGAAGGCCCUGCGCAUGAUCGUGGUGGUCGUGCUGGUGUUCUUCAUUUGCUGGCUGCCCGAGAACGUCUUCAUUAGCAUCCAGCUGCUCCAGGGCACGGCCGACCCGUCGAAACGCAGCGACGCCACGCUGUGGCACGACUACCCGUUGACCGGGCACAUCGUCAACCUGGCUGCGUUCUCCAACAGCUGCCUGAACCCCAUCAUAUACAGCUUCCUCGGGGAGACUUUCAGGGACAAGCUACGGCUCUUCAUCAAGCGGAAAGCCAGCUGGUCCGUGGUCUACCGCUUCUGUAAUCACACUCUGGACUUGCGCAUCCCUGUCAGGGGCGAGUCCGAAGUGUAGCGCGGGUCGAAGCUCCAGAAGUUGUCACCUGCCUUGUCUUGCUUUCCAGAACUUGAUCAAGAAGUGACAUGUGGGUUGGCGUAACGAACACUGCUUCAUGUUUAAGUCAGCUGGGUGAAAGAAGGAUUAUUACAAGGCACGGAUGCAGAGCUUGGCCUUUACAGAUCAUGGCAUGUCAAAAACAAAGACUUUUAUUGGACUAUAAUCUCUGUGAGCCCAUUCUAAAGUAACAAAUAAAGUCAUCGAAGUGCCUGCGACCCAUUUCCUGUCGUGAGUCAUUGUGAAAUAUAUUCUCCUGUUCAUAUGUUGACGUGACUGAAACCGAUGCAAUCAACGACUUGGUCUGUUCUGCUUCAAGACUGAAUAAAUGCAUAUUUUGUAGGAUUUCGUUUUUAUUCCUGGGGGAUUCUGAAAAUGUGAGAAUUUAGACAAUUUCAAGUGUGAGCUUUACUUCCAGACACUUUUAGGGGUUCCGUAAACGGUAGUGAUGUUUGACAAGGUGAAGUUCAUGUGCAAGGUUUACCUGAAAAACAUCAUUAGGGAGACAAUAAAGUAAAUACGGCUCUAUGCACACAUAUUUGGUGGAUUACUGCUCAUUUGGACAAGUGUUAGCGACACUAAACCCAGGUGUCGGGUUUCCCUGAAGUUGGAGUCAGUGGGCAGGUGGUGUGCAGAGCGGGAUAUAAACACAUUAUCCAAGACUUCAGAUGUGCGGCGUCCAACGCUGCUUUUUAAUUUAUUUAGAAACAGUAAGACCUGAAAUAAUUUGGUUUCACUGUUUGUCAAGAAUGUGUUAAGUUGAUUUGGGUACCACUUGAAUAUUUUUGUGUACAGAAAUGAUAACAAGAGUGUCAGUCUUGAUAACAGGAAGCUGAUGUUCUCCCCUAGAGAGAGCCCUCUCAUGCCACGGGCUAAAACAAUAUAUGACCAGAGUUAAUCAUAAACACAGUGGCAGUCUGAGGGCUCCUUCCCAAGUAAGAUAGAACAAAGAUAAACAAAUAAAAGGAAAAUGAGGAUUUCAAAAAUAAUCCCAAGGUUGCUCUCUGGGGG